This is a messenger RNA of Astrephomene gubernaculifera, 563 nucleotides long. The record is from the annotation of a GenBank genome assembly. Lineage: Eukaryota; Viridiplantae; Chlorophyta; Chlorophyceae; Chlamydomonadales; Astrephomenaceae.
CAGACUCGGUUGCUGCCCUCACCCGCAAGCUGCGAGUGGGCGACGGCAGUGAGGAGGGGGUGGCGGUGGGGCCGCUCAUCAGCCCCGCAGCGCUGGAGAAGGUUACCGGCCACGUGUCGGACGCGGUGUCCAAGGGCGGCAAGGUGCUGGUGGGGGGCGGGCGGCCGGAGCAGCUGCCGGAGGGGCUGCAGGGGGGGAACUUCUUCGCACCCACCGUCAUUGCGGAGGCCAGCAUAGACAUGCGGUGUUUCAAGGAGGAGACGUUCGGCCCGCUCAUCCCGCUGUUCCGCUUCCGCAGCGACGAGGAGGCGGUGCUGCUGGCCAACACCACCGAGUACGGGCUGGCGGCCUACUGCUACACACGCGACCUGGCGCGGGCGUGGAGGGUGGCGGAGGAGCUGGAGUUCGGCAUGGUGGGCCUGAAUGAGGUGGGAAUCACCUCCGAGGUGGCGCCCUUCGGCGGGGUGAAGGCCUCGGGGCUGGGUCGCGAGCAGUCCAAGUACGGCCUGGCGGAGUUCAUGAACCUCAAGUACGUGUGCAUGGGUCUGGGGUAUGCGGCGUGA